AUGUCGGCCCUUAUUGAAAUCGCCUCGGAGACCGACUUCACAACACACCUAGCCUCGCUCUCACCUUCUGCGCUCCUGGUGCUCUACUUCCACACACCAUGGGCUGCACCCUGCACGCAGAUGCGCGCCGUCCUCGAGGCCAUCGCUGGCCAAUACCCCGCCGCCUCUCCACCCGUUAUCUCGUUUGUCAGCAUCAAUGCGGAGGAGUUGCCUGAUAUCUCCGAGGAGCUUGACGUGACGGCGGUGCCAUUUGUCGUGCUGAUGCGUGGCGGUCAGCGCUUGGAAGAUAUCAGUGGCAGCGACGCUGUCAAGGUCCGCAGUGCGAUCGAGCGUCACGCUGGUGGCUCGGUGCCCGUGGACGGCGCAAAGGCCAGUCUUCCUGCCCCUCUUGCUGCGACACCCCGAGAGAAUGGGCCGGAAGUUGCCACCCAACCUCCCGUUGCGUCUUCACGUGCGCCCGAAUCCUCUGCCAAUGCGAUCGAUGUCUCAGCGACCCCUGCUCUGACCCCCGAGCAGUCGAAGGAGGCGCUGUGGGCUCGCCUGGACCAGCUGGUUAAGGCGGCCCCCGUGAUGCUAUUUAUGAAGGGAACACCCAGCUCGCCUCAGUGUGGAUUCAGCCGGCAGCUGGUGGGUAUCCUUCGUGAGCGCAGCGUCAAAUACGGUUUCUUCAACAUCUUGGCCGAUGAGGAUGUACGACAGGGCUUGAAGGAAUAUGCAGACUGGCCUACUUUCCCUCAGCUGUGGGUUGGUGGUGAAUUGGUUGGUGGAUUGGAUAUUGUUCGCGAUGAAAUCGAGAAUGACCCGAGCUUCUUUGACCAGUACUCAGUCAACAAGCAGUCUUGA
Molecule: messenger RNA, 843 nt
Organism: Penicillium diatomitis
Lineage: Eukaryota; Fungi; Ascomycota; Eurotiomycetes; Eurotiales; Aspergillaceae
Product: PICOT family protein
Exons: 2
Coding region: 1-843 (280 amino acids)
Molecular function (GO): 2 iron, 2 sulfur cluster binding
Source: RefSeq, a predicted model, not a curated record